Molecule: messenger RNA, 1221 nt
Organism: Pyricularia pennisetigena
Lineage: Eukaryota; Fungi; Ascomycota; Sordariomycetes; Magnaporthales; Pyriculariaceae
Exons: 6
Coding region: 1-1221 (406 amino acids)
Biological process (GO): cellular response to oxidative stress; protein phosphorylation
Molecular function (GO): ATP binding; calcium/calmodulin-dependent protein kinase activity
Source: RefSeq, a predicted model, not a curated record
AUGAGCUUCUCUGGUAUGCUCAACCGCCUGCAUGGCCAGCCAGAGAGCUACGACAAGAAAUCAAAAUACCGAUUCGGCAAAACCCUCGGGGCUGGCACAUAUGGCAUCGUCAGAGAAGCGGAGGGACAGACCGGCAAGGUCGCCAUCAAGAUCAUUCUGAAGAAGAAUGUCAAGGGCAACGAACGCAUGGUGUACGAUGAGCUCGAAAUGCUCCAGCGACUGCAGCAUCCGCACAUCGUUCGGUUUGUGGACUGGUUCGAGUCGAGAGACAAGUACUACAUUGUGACCGAACUGGCGACCGGAGGCGAGCUUUUCGAUCGUAUUUGCGAGCAGGGCAAGUUUACGGAAAAGGAUGCCUCACAAACCAUCAAACAGGUUCUUGGUGCCGUAGAUUACCUACACAGCAAGAACGUUGUCCAUAGAGAUCUCAAACCCGAGAACCUACUUUACCUGAGCAAAGCGCCCGACUCGGAUCUGGUCCUGGCAGACUUUGGUAUCGCCAAGAUGCUAGACAGCAGGGACGAGGUCCUGACAACUAUGGCUGGCUCUUUUGGGUAUGCAGCUCCCGAGGUCAUGAUGAAGAAGGGACAUGGAAAGCCAGUCGACAUGUGGUCCAUGGGUGUCAUCACAUACACACUACUCUGCGGUUAUUCUCCGUUCCGAUCCGAGGGCCUUCAGGAUCUUAUUGAGGAAUGCUCCAAUGCACAGGUAACAUUCCAUGAUAGGUAUUGGCGAGACGUGAGCGAGGACGCAAAGAACUUUAUCAGGUCUCUGCUGCAGGCCAACCCAGACGAUCGUGCGACCAGCGGUCAAGCUCUCAGGCACCCGUGGCUCAGCGGCGAGAAUGCAACGGACCACAACUUGCUGCCCGAAAUUAAGUCCUUCAUGGCGAAGGCGCGACUUCGACGUGGCAUCGAGAUGGUCAAGCUGGCGAACCGCAUCCAGACGCUCAAGCUCCAGGAAGAAGACUUCGACAACACGGACAUGCCGGACGACGCGGUCGAUGCGGCAGAUGCGUCACAGGGCAGUGCAGGAUCGCCUGGUGGCAGCGGACUGUUCAAGCCGGGGGAGAAGAAGACCAUGUCAAAGGCGGUCAAGGGUGCAAUCUUCCGCGAGGUGGUGUUGGCCAAGGUCAGGGAGAUGAAGACGCAAGAGGAGACGCUCAAGGUAGCGGAGGAGGUAGAGAAGGAAGCUCGCAGGAAGAGCUUCACUGGUUCAUGA